AUGGCUCCGGAUCUUGAAGAUGCUACUACUCAGCUUUUGUCGAUGUUCAGAGACAUGCAGCAUGCCCCAACAUCAGUUGCAGCUCUCUCGGUACCUUCACCAAGUAGCUCCACCAACUCUACUAGUUGCUCCAGCAAUACUACCAGUUAUGUCAAGUUAAGGGUUAGAUUUAUCGUGGUGGACAACAGGGUAUUCAGGGUGGUCCUCAGGGAGGUAGAUCAGGUGGUAGGAAAGAUUUCUAGGGCAGAGGUGGAAGGACAUUUCUAUGCAGCUCCUACGAGGGAAGACGCUGAAGCAUCGGACGAUGUGAUCACAGGCUUAGCCAUUUUAGAACCAUCAAUGAUUGGUGAACCUGCAGAUCCAUUUGCAACCCCUUCGGAAAUCUUACCUGAAUGGUAUUUCUUUCCUGUAUUUCAAAUACUUCGUACAGUGCCCAAUAAAUUAUUGGGGGUUCUUUUAAUGGUUUCAGUACCUGCGGGAUUAUUAACAGUACCUUUUUUAGAGAAUGUUAAUAAAUUCCAAAAUCCAUUUCGCCGUCCAGUAGCGAUGACUGCUUUUUUGAUUGGUACUGCAGUCGCCCUUUGGUUGGGCAUUGGUUCAACAUUACCUAUUGAUAAAUCCCUAACUUUAGGUCUUUUUUAA
Molecule: messenger RNA, 642 nt
Organism: Solanum tuberosum (potato)
Lineage: Eukaryota; Viridiplantae; Streptophyta; Magnoliopsida; Solanales; Solanaceae
Product: cytochrome b6-f complex subunit 4-like
Exons: 3
Coding region: 1-642 (213 amino acids)
Biological process (GO): mitochondrial electron transport, ubiquinol to cytochrome c; photosynthetic electron transport chain
Cellular component (GO): thylakoid membrane; respiratory chain complex III
Molecular function (GO): quinol-cytochrome-c reductase activity
Source: RefSeq, a predicted model, not a curated record